CAAAUUAUUACAGAAAGGAAAGCAUGGGUCAAUGCUGCAUGGGAGAAAAUGAAUAGCGGCAUCUCUGUUAAGACACCAAAGUUACUUAUAAAUAAAUCCAGUUCAACAGGGAACAAAACCGCACAAAAAUAUUCUUCUGUGAGGAUUUCUCCUUUCCCCCAAUUCAAGCAUUGGAUGGCGAAUCUUGGUCUGCUACCCAAGAAGGCAUCAUCCGGGCAAGAGCUGCCACAGAAGAGGCCGGCUUCUGUACAAAAUGGCACCAGCAAAGAUGUCAAGCGGCUUGCUGCUGCAGCUCUAUCUGCAGUCAAAGAUGCUGCUGCCGUUGCUGCAGGCAGGGGAAAAGUAGAGGUAAAACACUAUCCUUUCAAAUGGAUAUGGGAAUCGGUUGCUUGUUGUUUUUUAUAGGAUCUACAGUUAUCUUUAUGCAUCAAUGGUCAAAAUGAUGAAAAUCGUAUUAUCUUUGUUAUUACUCUGCGCGCGGUUCUACCUGCUCUCCCAAAAAUGAUUUCCUAUUCUACUGGUUAUCCGAUGGGUGGCUUUGAAGAUCUAUGCAUACAAACAACUAGAUAAUACACAAUCUGCUCCAUUUACGUCAUCUCCCAAUAGUUGCACCAAUUUCUUUCUUCUUCUUCUUCUUUUUUUUCCGGAUAUAGUGCAACGUUGUAUUAUUGUUUCAUUGAAGAAAAAGGUGGACCUAUAAGGUAGUUGUAAAUAUGAAGUAUACUAGUGAAAUAGUUCAUCUCUCUGCUUUUCCAUGCAAUCUUUGAUGACAUAAAAAUCAUGGUUAAUGUGGAAUUGGAUUUGUAAUUCAUUAAAAUGGCACUGAUUACCAUAACCUCAUUUGACCUGAGUUUGAACCUUUUCUCACUGGUAUAACCAAGCACAGCAACAACGAUGUCAUGGGUCUGAUCCCAGCUUACUGCUAAAUAGAGGGGAAAAAAAACUCGUUCCUGGUGGAGAAGAAUCAAUGUUCGACGGCUCAACUCCACCUGGAAAUUGAUU
Molecule: messenger RNA, 1002 nt
Organism: Magnolia sinica
Lineage: Eukaryota; Viridiplantae; Streptophyta; Magnoliopsida; Magnoliales; Magnoliaceae
Exons: 2
Source: RefSeq, a predicted model, not a curated record